AUGGCCGCUCCCCAAGAAAAGCAUAUUCAUGAUAUCAAUGGAUCUUGGUUACUUAACAAACGCCUCUCGGACUCACUUAAACAUGUUCUGCGACUCCAGAAUGUGAAUUGGCUUCUACGGCGCGCGAUAUCUUUUGCAGAUGUAACUAUACAUGCAACGCAAUCAAAAGAUGAAAAUGGGCUGGUUACCAUCAUGAUGGAUCAUGUUGCGGGCGUGGGACUUGCACUUACGACCGAGAUAAGACGAUUAAAUUGGGAUACGCGAGAACAUAAAGAUUGCAUAUGGGGCACCAUACGGUCACGAAGCAGAUACAUUCCCACUGCAAAUGUAGAAGAAGGAGAGAAGUUUUUGAAAUCGGGAUGGUUAGACGAGACGGUUUUGGGUGAUUGCAUACAAGACAAAACUGAAUCCUCGACUGGUUCUUGGACAAGUGUUACAGUAUGGGGGUUUGAACAGAUCAAAGGCGAGCGAAGAUUGUCACGGCACAUUCUUGUUCGAAAGGGUUAUGAGAUUGCAACGGCUAGACUGGUCUAUGACUAUAUAGGCCCUCCUAUACACCACGCGUAG
Molecule: messenger RNA, 567 nt
Organism: Botrytis byssoidea
Lineage: Eukaryota; Fungi; Ascomycota; Leotiomycetes; Helotiales; Sclerotiniaceae
Exons: 3
Coding region: 1-567 (188 amino acids)
Source: RefSeq, a predicted model, not a curated record